UGGGUUGUAAGGUCGCCUGUCCUACUUCCUGUCCUCGGAUGAGUUCCGGUCUUCUCAGGCCCGGGCUGGAGGGCGGCUUGGGGUCCUCGCGCGAGGCGAGGCGAGGCGAGGCGAGUAGAAAAAUGAACCGAGCAACAGUGCUGAAGUUGGAAAACCUGGUCCAUUUACACUGUGCUUGCCGACAGCUGCAUAGUCUGCCUUACAAGAAAGUUCACAGGGCACAGUGGAAGCCUCUGCACCCAUCUGCAUACCCCACAUUGUCAGCUCAGCUGUACUCACAGCUCUGGCAAACAAACAAAUUCAGCAGUGUUGCAUUAUCACAAUAUAGGCUUUUAGCUACAGACACGUGGGAAGAAAAACAAAAACAGAAAUUAUCAUCAAUAAAACCUAAAGUUAAAAAAGAAGUAGUAGAGAUAUGGCAGAACAUGACUGUUGAAGAUCUUGCAAGAGUUAUGAAUAAGGACAUAGACCAUGUUUAUGAAACCCUGUUGAACACCAACGUUGACCUAGACUCACUAACGUCAAAUUCAGUCUUAGAAGAAGUAUGGGUAAAGGAAGCUAUUAAAAAAUCAGGGAUGACAUACAAGCAGAGAAAACUUAAAGAGAAGAGAAAAAAUAAAGAUGUUGUAAAAAGGCCUCCUGCAGAUCCAGCUUUGUUAACCCCACGGCCCCCAGUUGUUACUAUUUUGGGCCAUGUUGAUCACGGGAAAACAACUUUACUUGAUAAUCUGCGAAAAGCUCAAGUGGCAGCAAUGGAAGCAGGAGGCAUCACUCAACAUAUUGGUGCCUUUCUUGUUCAGCUGCCUUCUGGGGAAAAGAUAACUUUCCUUGAUACUCCAGGACAUGCUGCCUUUACAGCAAUGAGGGCAAGAGGUUCACGUAUUACCGAUAUUGUCAUACUGGUUGUAGCAGCAGACGAUGGAGUAAUGGAACAGACUGUAGAGUCCAUUCAUCAUGCUAAAAAUGCCAAAGUCCCGAUCAUCCUUGCUAUAAACAAAUGUGACAAACCUGAAGCUGAUCCUGAAGGGGUGAAGAAGGAAUUAUUGGCAUAUGAUGUGGUUUGUGAAGAUUAUGGGGGUGAUGUUCAGGCUGUAAAUAUCUCUGCACUUAAGGGUGACAACCUGAUGGCCUUAGCAGAGGCAACAGUUGCUCUUGCAGAGGUGCUAGAACUGAAGGCAGACUUCGCUGGCCUAGUCAAGGGAGUCGUAAUAGAGUCUCGCAUAGAUAAAGGAAAAGGUCCAGUAACCACAGCAGUCAUCCAGGGAGGAACACUGAGAAAAGGCUGUUUCCUAAUUGCUGGAAAAAGCUGGGCAAAAGUGCGCCUGAUGUAUGAUGAAAAUGGCCAAACAAUGGCUGUUGCCACUCCUGGGUUGCCAGUGGAAAUCAUGGGCUGGAAGGAAAUCCCAUCAGCAGGAGAUGAAAUUCUUGAAGUAGAAUCUGAGCAAAUAGCACACAAAGUAGUGAAUUGGAGAAACUAUGCUGAACAGCAGGAGAAAAUCAAACAGGAUGUAGAAGUUAUUGAAGCAAAGCGGAAGAAACACAGAGAUGAAUACAAGAAGCAGCGGGAGAUGUACGACAGUCUGAGUUGGAAAAUGAGAAAACAAGCACAAUAUGAAGCCGGUAAAGAUGUAUGGUUUUUAAGACCAAAGGAGCGUGAGGAGAGUGACAGGAAUGUACUGCCCAUAAUUGUUAAAGGUGAUGUGGAUGGUUCUGUUGAAACUCUUCUAAACAUUCUGGAUGGUUAUAAUGCUAAAGAUGAAUGUGAGUUGGAUAUACUCCAUUUUGGAAUAGGGGAUAUCAAUCAAAAUGACAUAAAUUUGGCUGAACCCUUUAAGGGGAUCAUAUAUGGAUUCUGUGUGAACGCAGAUAGCUCUACUCAGAAGUUGGCUGCUAAAAAGGGGAUUAAAAUUAAACUCCAUAAUAUUAUCUACAAACUUAUUGAAGACUUGAAAGAGGAGUUGAGUAGAAGAUUGCCUUUGGCUGUGUAUGAACUUAAAAUAGGGGAGGCAUCUGUUCUUGCUAUAUUCUAUGGCACAGUCAAAAAAAAUAAGAACGUUCCAGUGGCUGGUUGCAGAGUGCAGGAGGGACAGUUAAAUCGAAAAAUGAAGUUUAAAGUAAUCCGUAAUGGUGAUGUUAUUUGGAAAGGACUCUCAACAUCACUGAAGCAUUUUAAAGAUGAUGUCCAGGUAGUAAAAGCUGGCAUGGAGUGUGGCCUCAGUUUGGACCAGUACACAGAUAUCAAGAUUGGAGAUCAAAUUAUCUGCUACGAAGAAAAAGAAGUUAAAGAAUCAAUUUCUUGGGAUCCAGGAUUUUAAAUAAUUGUACUUUAGUACAAGGGACUCAUGGCCUGGCAUUAUUUUAGGCCACCUUGCUGAAACUUUUAAUAUUAAAAAUUAUUCUGAAAGGGGCUUCUUUUGUGAGAGUUCAUUGAAUUUUCAGCCAGGACACCAAAUUCUGAAUCCAAAAUCAAAAGUUUGUGUUUUAGGCAACAGUGGUGUUCUUUGCUUCUGCAGUUGUGUGCCAGCUCUAUAACCCCAUAAGGCUACUAGUUGUAGAAAAAUGUUGAGUGACAUGGCAGUGUUAACUCCUUGGUGAAGGAUAUGGAUUGCUGUCAUGUUUCUUAGCAUGUUUCAGUUAGAAAUGGAAGAUAUCAGAAAGGGGCAGAAUGUUUACGGUCUUUCUGUUUGACAGCCAGGUUGAGUUUAGCAGUUGAUAAAAACGGGUCUUUCUGUCAUAAAAUGUUACCUUAAAAGAAUAAAAGGGGAGACAGAUGGUAUUGGAAGGGAUUACUGUCACUGUCUCAGCCUGCUGUGGGAUUUUAUACCUCUUUGAUGAAAUUCAACCUUCAUUUUCUGCAGCCUAAUUCACAGAAUUUCAUCUAGAAUUUGUGACUUCUUAGACUGGGGUGGUCUAAUUGGAGGAAGAGGAGUAAGAUAGUGAAAUUCCAGUCCCAGUUUUGGUGUGGAUUAAAAUUUGAAAUGUGUGCCUCUAAACUGCUUUAUGCCAGUUUCCCAAUCUGUAAAACUAGGAUAAUACCAACAACUUCUCAUAUGUUGCGGUUUAAUGUUUGUGAAGUGCUUGGAGGUCCUGAUGUAAAAGUCCCACUGUCACGGCUAAUUAUCACAGGUAAAGUAAUAUUACUACCACCGUGUAUUGUUUUGUAUGUGUUUUAAUGCUGUUCUGAGAUUGCUACCCGAGAUCUUUCUUUAGUUCUCCUAUAAAACAGUGCCUUUGUAUGACAGGUACUCCGUGUACAGGCUGAAGUAAUUGCAGAGCCAUUGGCUAUUAUUCCCUUUGAGAACUCAUGGAGGUUGGUUAUCAUCCCGGAUUACUGAAGAAAGGUAAAUGUGGUACAUGUCUAGAAGGAAAGGAAGAAGAUCCAGUGAAUGACAGACCAGUCUGCCUGACCUCAAUACCUGGAAAGAUUAAGAAGCAUAUUAUCAAAGAAUCUAUUUCUUAAACACCUGGAGGGAGAACAAGGUGAUCAAAAACAGCCAGCAUGGAUCCAUCAAGAGCAAGGCAUGUCUGAUAAACUUUAAUUCUUUGUGUGACAAGGUAAUGGGCUCUGUGGGGAAAACAGGGCAUUGUGUAAGACAGUGGUUCCAAACGGGGUUGCAACAUCAGUGGAUAGGGUCACAGGGGCAGGGGGCUGUGGAUUGGGAGUGAGGGGGCCAUGCUGAGGAAAUGGAGCCAUAAAUGGGGUCAUGCUAAGGAAAAGUUUGGGAAGCACCGGCAUAAGAGUUUGGUGCAAGAGAACAGUGGAUAGGGUAUAUGGCUUUUGACACUCUCUCAUGAUGUUCUCCUUUAGUAAGCAAAGGAAAUAUAGUUGAGAUGAAAGUGGUGUGAAGUGUGUACAAAACUGGUUGGACCACUGGGUGAACGAUUAAGGCUGUGUGAAACAGCACCAUUUCGUUUAGACUUCCGUUUCACUGGGACAGUGUUUUGUUUCGAGUUUUUAGUUUCAUUUUGAAACCACUGUUCUGUUUCAUUUCUUUAAAAAUGUUUUGCUGUUUCAAUGCUGUUUCAAUGUUUUGCCCGUAGGCUAUAAUGGGGAAGCAUGUAACUGCCUAUAACCUUGUAAUUUCCUGCCUGAUUUGGAUGAAACUUGCAGGCAUGGUAGCCCCGACUGAGGCCAUGAAGCCUGCCAGCUUUCAAGGAGAUAGGUGUAGGGGUUUCUGGGAAACUGCACCUCAGGCUGCUGACAAGCAAAACUUGUGACAUGUGUGACUUUGUGUGUUAAGGCAUGCCCUCAUUGGCACUGGGGCCUCUACACAACACGGUAGUGCGCCCCAAUGAGGUCUCCUCCUUCCCUACAGCCUCAGGCCGGUCCACCAUUUUAAAUGACAAUAGGUAAAAUAAUAACUUGGUGAACAGGAGCACAGUAGCACCAGCAGUAUCUCAGGCAGCCAAACUGACAGGGCCUUUCUUUUCUCUCCUGCAGGAGCUUCUUCUCCAGCAGCUGCCAGAGAACUCUCCCUGCCAGCCCCAGCCCUGGGGCAUAGAUGUGCCCAGGGCCCUGUGUCCUUCCGGUCAGGUGGUAGGGGUGUUGGUCUAAGGACAUGGCACUGGCAGACAAGGUCCUUUAGGUCAAUCUAAUCUGGUAUCUUUUAGCAGACCAACUGAAUAGUUACCACAAUAUAUCCUAGCAAGCUUUCAAGUUGAAAAAGCCUUUGUCAGGCUGAGGAAGCACCUGCAGUUGGGGGGGGGGGUGUGUGCGUGCGUGCGUGCUGUUCCUGGAUGGAAGGAACAGUAAAGAAGCCAGAGGCUGGCAUGCCAUGCAGGCAAGAAAGCCAGUCAGUGGAAAUGGAGGUGUCAGGGGGUGGGGGGGGAAAGGGAUAUGUAGCAGCGCAGGUAAAAGUGGAGAGGUACCUGGGGAGUCAGCUGUCUGGCAGGCUGUAGUGUGUCAGAAUUCCACUAUAUUGAGUCCAUGAGUUUCUGUACCUAGGAGUCUGAUGAAGUUCAGUUCAUAGGCUCAUGUGUGAAAAGUCUCUGCACAUGGACUCUCAAACAGAACAAUAUUGAAGCAUUUUUCAUUGCAGAUUUCUAUCCAUGGUAGUGAUACUGCUAUUGUCUGGGAUCUCUGGAGGGAAAGUCCAUGUAAGAGCUGAAGAUUAUCAUUUAUAACAUCGGUCUACAGUGACCAAAAUGUUUCAUGGCAUUCUCUCUUGCAGGAGUGGGCUGGAAACUCUUGCUUGCCAUUGUUGUCCCCUUGUUCCUCCUCCUCCUUCCUGCCAGUACUUUCUCUAUCAACUGUUUGUGCAAAGAAGUUGCUAAAAGCGUGAAGAGACCUCAAGCUUUGGUAUGAAAAGAUUGGGGAUGAUGGGGGUCCAAUCCUGCUGCUAAGCCCCUGCAAGUCUUCCUAUAGCAAAGGUGGGCAGGGAAGCAAAUAUCCUUGGAACUUAGAAUGGGCGAGCCAAUCAGAUAGGAUGCUCCAGCGUAUUCCUUGCCCUUUGCAUUGCUGGAACAGUGGGCUGCUUUGCUCAGAAAGGAGCCUCUUUGCACUGGGCACUCUGCAUAUAUGUAAAUUAGCAUAACUCCACUGUAGCCUGCUGGGGCUCCAUUACCAAUAGGUCCAUGAUCAGAGUCAUUCUCUAGGGCUGUGAUGCUGGCAUGUUGCACGCUCAUUGCCUUGGCUUUAAAAAACAUCAAUCAAAGAAGUAAACAUCCCUCUAACCUACAAAUCUCAUUCUCCACUAGGUUUUUUUUUUUUUUUCCUAUCUAAGGCCUCUGCCAUUGGUUCUCAAUAAGAAGCCUAGUGAGGAAGAAUUCUUCAGGGAAGAGCUGGAAUCACAGAAGAGGAGGAACAAUCCCUCAGCAAGAAAUAACAUAUCACCAGCAAUUUCUCUCCUUUCCUUGUUGGAGGAGAAAGACGACAGUAGUUUCACACCCUAAAUUGAAAUACCUCGGUUCCCAAAGAGAGACCCGAACUGCCACGUGUCCAGUGCAAGUCAGAAAGGGUUGGAUUCCAGCUCUGAAUUGGGAGUCUUUCAGCUGGACAGAGGAUCUGUGCCCAACCUUGCAGGGUGUGGGUUCUCUCAUUUUUGUCUGGAGGGAGACUGAGGAGGACACCUCGGGGUUUUGAGAUAGCGAGAAAACCUCCCAUUUGGAAAGCUCCUCCUUGGGAGACUAGAUAGCCAACAGAAGGAUAUGAGCAGUGUAAUGUGGAUGUGGACAGGUGCCAACAAGAGGCCUUCCUUUAGGUCACUGUGCUGACAGAGGGUCUUUGUUUUAACCCUUCCUCUGAGGACCCACAUACCCCUGCAAGGGGCCACCUUUACCCUGACACAGACAGGCUUCCCUUCCCUGAGCACAUAGCUUGCUUGAAAGUACGAGUCUCUGAGGACUCCAGUGAGCUCCCUCCCCAGGACAUUGGCCUUCAGACUUUACAGUUUGCAGAGGACAAGGACAUUUCAAGUGACUGACAGAAUUUCCAGCCACACAGCAGAAGGAGCACCGCCUCCAGCCACCAUGCUCAGGGAGACUUUUAAAGCUGGGACAUGGGGAAAGCAUGGGACCAUGAAGGAAAAAAACUACCAGAAGCUUAAAUUCCAGGGCUAUCAGCAGGUGCAUUAUAUGUCAAGAAACUGAUGGCAUCACACGGAAGAAUGAAGGGACAAGCAUUUGUCAGCCUGUACCUGUUUGUGCAUCACUACCCAGACAGGUAGCUUCUAUUAAUGUCUGUCCUUUAAGGUGCUACAGCUCCAGUUGCAAAAAAGGUGUGCUUUCACUGCUGGUAUUUAACAUCCAUUCACCAUCCUGCUGCAGAAACCCUGUGGCCAUAAGUCACUGCAAUUUUACUGCUGGACAAAUAGGACAAACUCAGACAUGGGCGGUGACGAUCUCACACCUCUCCCUUGCAGCAAACACUGCAGGUGCCUUGCCAUCCAAUAAGAAUGUAUGGUGAGAUAUGGAUUUGUGUGUUAAUUAUCUCUCUGUAAAAACACUGGUGUAUCAGGAAAAGCAGAGUCUGAAACAACCAGCCCAUGCUGGCAAUGUUUCAGUCAUGUGGUUUGGGACCCAAGCUGAUCCACCACCAGUUGCUCACCCGGGGUCAUAAAGUUAUUCCCCCUCACCUCAUGGGGGGCAAAAGUAAAGGUUGAAAUUUGUCUCCUUCA
This is a messenger RNA of Alligator mississippiensis (American alligator), 7115 nucleotides long. It is a transcript of the gene MTIF2, whose product is annotated as mitochondrial translational initiation factor 2. The transcript has 14 exons. Bases 39 to 2315 code for a protein of 758 amino acids. Lineage: Eukaryota; Metazoa; Chordata; Crocodylia; Alligatoridae. Gene Ontology annotation, biological process: translational initiation. The record is from RefSeq and is a predicted model, not a curated record. Gene Ontology annotation, molecular function: GTP binding; translation initiation factor activity; GTPase activity.